UGAAAAGAUUCAGUUCUUUUGAUUUGAAUUCAAUCCGUUCCGUCGAAGCCAAGAGAAUGGACAAUGACGGUCGCAGCCUUAGGAUCAACGGAGUCGAUGGAAUCAACCUCACUCCGUUAUCCAAGGCCGACGAAAACUACUACCGACCCACUGAACUCAAGGCUUUCGACGACACUAAAGCCGGCGUUAAAGGCUUAGUCGACGCCGGAAUUACCGAAAUUCCCCGUAUCUUUUACCACCCACUGGAGGAAGAUGACUCCGGCGAAACCCAAAUCCGUAUUCCAGUGAUAGACCUCGAAGGCGUCGCCAAAGAUUCACUCAAACGCAAAGACAUUGUUGAACAAAUCCGUGAAGCUUCAGAGGAAUUGGGUUUUUUCCAGUUGAUUAACCAUGGAAUUCCGGCAAGCGUUCUUGAAGAAAUGAGAGAAUCUGUUCGGAGAUUUCACGAACAAGACACGGAAGUGAAGAAACAAUUCUAUACACGGGACCUCAUGAAGCCAUUUGUUUACAAUAGUAACUUCGAUCUAUACUCUGCAGCGACCACCAAUUGGAGGGACACCUUUAGCCAUGCUAGUGCUCCAAACCCUCCCAAUCCACAGGACUUGCCGGAAAUUUGCAGAGAUAUUCUGGUGGAUUACUCAAAACGGGUGAUGGAGAUUGGAAAAUUACUGUUUGAAUUGCUGUCGGAGGCUCUCGGUCUGAACCCAAAUUACUUGAACAACAUAGGCUGCAGUGAUGGGCUUGCAUUUGUAUACCACUAUUACCCUGCAUGCCCACAGCCGAAAUCGACCAUUGGCAUAUCCGAGCACUCUGACACUGACUUCAUCACAGUGCUGUUACAAGACCACGUCGGCGGCCUACAGAUUCGUCAUCAGAACAAAUGGAUUGACGUGUGUCCUGUCGCCGGUGCGUUAGUCGUCAACAUCGGAGAUCUUAUGCAGCUAAUAACAAAUGACAGGUUCAAAAGCGUUAAUCAUAGGGUUGUGUCGAAACAUGAGGGUCCGAGAAUAUCAGUGGCGGGCAUUUUUUCGACGCUUGUUUUGCCAAGCAACAAACUUUAUGGACCCAUCAAGGAAUUGUUAUCGGAAGAAAAUCCUGCAAUAUACAGAGAAACCACCGUCAGAGACUUCAGUAUCCAGUUCCGGUCGGACGGCCUUGGAACUUCUACUUUAAAGCAUUACAAGCUGAAUCAAGCAGAGGUUUAAAUUGCAAGGAAAUGGACGAAGAUCAUAACAGUUCUUUAUAUCAUCCGUUGUAAUAAUUUUCUUUCAGUUCCACUUCGCUUUAUAGUAAUACUUUUGUAUGACUUUACGUUAAAUUUCAAUAAUAAAAUUGUAUCAGAUUCUUAUCCCAAA
Cucurbita pepo subsp. pepo (vegetable marrow) is the source of this 1355-nucleotide messenger RNA. RefSeq names its product 1-aminocyclopropane-1-carboxylate oxidase homolog 1-like. NCBI's taxonomy places the organism in Eukaryota, Viridiplantae, Streptophyta, Magnoliopsida, Cucurbitales, Cucurbitaceae. The record is from RefSeq and is a predicted model, not a curated record.